UUCGAACAAAAGCAUUCCAUCCUCACCCUGAGCCAUACAUCUGCUCCUCAAGAGCUCAUCAAGAUUGACAAGCUAGCUGAUCAUCAGGGCCUAACUGAAAAGCCUGGCCAUGGCGAUUUCCUCCCGUUUUCUGGCUCCUUGCUCUGUCCUCAUGGCGACUCUGAUGCUGCUCAUCGUCCAGGCACAAAGCAUCACUAGGCACUACGAUUUCAAUGUGCAAAUGGCGAACGUGACGAGGCUGUGCGCCAGCAAGAGCGUUGUGACGGUGAACGGGGAGUACCCCGGCCCGACGCUGGUGGCGAGGGAGGGCGACCGCGUGCUCGUCCGCGUCACCAACCGCGUAGCGCACAACAUGACGCUGCACUGGCACGGCAUCCGGCAGCUGCGGAGCGGCUGGGCCGACGGGCCGGCGUACGUUACGCAGUGCCCGAUUCAGACGGGCCAGAGCUACGUCUACAACUUCACCGUCGCCGGGCAGCGCGGCACGCUGUGGUGGCACGCGCACAUCUCCUGGCUACGCGCCACCGUAUACGGCGCCAUCGUCAUCCUCCCCAAGCUCGGCGUGCCUUACCCGUUCGUUGCGCCGCACAAGGAAGUUCCUCUUCUCUUCGGCGAGUGGUGGAGGGCGGACACAGAGGCGGUGGUCAGCCAGGCGCUCCGGACGGGCGGCGCCCCAAACAUCUCAGAUGCUUUCACCAUCAAUGGCCUUCCUGGGCCGCUAUACAACUGCUCCGCUAAAGACACGUUCAAACUGAAGGUGAAACCUGGAAAAACAUACAUGUUGCGCCUCAUCAACGCUGCUCUUAACGACGAGCUCUUCUUCUCCGUCGCCAACCACACGAUCACCAUCGUCGAGGUCGACGCAGUCUACGUCAAACCAUUCACAGUCAAGACCCUGAUAAUCUCUCCGGGCCAGACCACCAACGUGCUCCUCACAGCCAAGCCGUUCUAUCCCAAGGCUAACUUCUACAUGUCCGCCGCGCCAUACUCCGUCAUCAGGCCUGGUACGUUCGACAGCACCACGGUCGCCGGCAUACUCGAGUACCACAACCCUCGCUCCGCCUCCGAGUCAAGCUUCGACAAGGACCUGCCACUCUUCAGGCCGACUAUGCCGAGGUUCAACGACACGGGCCUGGUCACCAACUUCACCUCCAAGCUCCGGAGCCUUGCCACACCGCAGUACCCGGCCGCCGUGCCACAGUCGGUGGACAAGCGGUUCUUCUUCACGGUCGGCUUGGGCACACGCCCUUGCCCCGUGAAUGCGACGUGCCAGGGGCCUACCAACACCACGCAGUUUGCGGCGGCCAUCAACAACAUCUCCCUGGUGCUUCCUUCCACAGCGCUCCUACAGUCGCACUUCUCACAGGCGUGUCUCGGGGGUGGUCUAUGGUCGAACUUCCGACCGCCCCUUCUCGCAUUCUCGCAAUUCAACUACACUGGGGUAUCGCCGAACAACACGAACGUGGCCACCGGGACCAAGUUGCUCGUGCUGCCAUUCAACGCCACGGUGGAGCUGGUGAUGCAGGACACGAGCAUCCUUGGCAUCGAGAGCCACCCUCUGCACCUUCACGGCUUCAAUUUCUUUGUCGUGGGGCAAGGCUUUGGCAACUACGACCCUGUGAAUGACCCAACGAGGUUUAACCUCGUCGACCCCGUCGAGCGAAACACCGUUGGCGUGCCAGCUGGUGGAUGGGUGGCCAUACGUUUUCUCGCCGACAACCCAGGUGUAUGGUUCAUGCAUUGCCAUUUGGAGGUGCACACAACUUGGGGACUACGAAUGGCAUGGCUGGUGCAAGACGGGAGCCUACCGAACCAGAAGCUGCUCCCCCCGCCAUCCGAUCUUCCCAAAUGCUAGUCGGAGAGGAUCAAAUUAAGUUGUUGAUUUUUUUCCCUCAUUUAUCGGUGUGCUAACUUGCAAUUGAUUUCUCCUUCAGAAGGUUUUUGUGUAUUUAGUCAGUGCGCUGGUCUUGUAAUUUUCUUGUAUCUUUAAUAUAUUUUUAUAUAGUUUGUAGCGACAAUGUUUUGACUCUUCUCGAAUAAACAAUGAUGUCAACUGAAUGUCCAAAUCCUAGCAUAUGGCAUAUUGUAUAA
This is a messenger RNA of Triticum urartu, 2091 nucleotides long. Its product is annotated as laccase-4. Gene Ontology annotation, molecular function: hydroquinone:oxygen oxidoreductase activity; copper ion binding. The record is from RefSeq and is a predicted model, not a curated record. Gene Ontology annotation, cellular component: apoplast. Lineage: Eukaryota; Viridiplantae; Streptophyta; Magnoliopsida; Poales; Poaceae. Gene Ontology annotation, biological process: lignin catabolic process.